Arabidopsis arenosa is the source of this 3614-nucleotide messenger RNA. The record is from the annotation of a GenBank genome assembly. NCBI's taxonomy places the organism in Eukaryota, Viridiplantae, Streptophyta, Magnoliopsida, Brassicales, Brassicaceae.
AUGCACGGAAAAGCAUCUUCCAAAGACCAACGCCCAAAGAGCAAUAUUAACUCUACUCCUGUCCUGUCUCUUGGUACAACAAUGAAACAAUAUAGUUUGAUUUUGUUUCUCUCAUCCGUUAUUGUCUUCUUCACGACGACCACGGCCACAACCACUUUACCGGCGAGUCUCUCAUCAAAUGCCACAUUCCCGGCGUUGAUAGUCUUUGGCGAUUCGUAUGCCGAUACCGGAAAUAACAAUUACCUCAACACGAUCGCAAAAUGUAAUUAUCCACCUUACGGUAUCAAUUUCGAAGGUGAUACUCCGACUGGAAGAUUCGGCGACGGUGAAGUUUUUCCCGACUUAAUAGCCGAAGGUUUGGGAAUUAAACGAACAAUACCAGCCUCUUUAGAUCCGAGUUUAACACCUCAAGAUCUUCUCACCGGUGUUAGCUUCGCUUCUGGUGGUUCUGGUUUUAACCCUCGGAUAUCCAAAAGCAGGUCAGCGUUGUCAAUGACAGACCAGUUGAAACAAUUAAAAGAGUACAUAGAAAAAUUGAAACAAAAUGGAGGAGAAGAGACAACGGAUUAUAUAAUAUCGAAAAGCUUAUUCCUCGUGGUCGCCGGCAGCAACGAUGUGCCCAGCGCUACGGCUGGGAAUUUUCAAUUAGACGUCCCUUCAUACACCUCUUCUGUCAUAAAACUUGCCUCUGAUUUCAUGAAAAAACUAUAUGGAUAUGGAGCAAGAAGAAUAUUGGUCGUAGGUGUACCACCAUUUGGAUGUCUACCAUCACAAAGGACAUUAGGAGGAGGUCUUCAAAGAGAUUGUGAUCAGAAUUACAAUGAUGCAUCAAAGCUUUUCAAUUCAAAGCUCUCUUCGAUGCUGGAUUCACUAUCAGAAACCUUACAAGACGCCAAAUUGGUUUAUUUUGACUACUACAACUCUCUUCUUGAGCUCAUCCAAAGCCCACAAAAAUACGGAUUUGAAGUGGCGGAUAGAGGUUGUUGUGGAACAGGAUUGAUAGAAGUCAUUUGGUUGUGCAACAAAUAUACGGCAUCGCGAGUUACAAAUCCAGGACCUGCCCCGGCACCAGAGCCUAAGCCAUGUCCGAGUCCAGGGCCAAACCCCGGACCAGCGACACCUAGGACACAUAACACUACGUUUCCGGCUAUCUUUGCCUUUGGGGAUUCGAUCUUAGACACAGGAAAUAACGAUUAUAUUUUGACCUUGAUCAAAGCUAAUUUUCUUCCAUAUGGCAUGAAUUUUCCAGAUAAAGUUCCCACGGGCAGAUUUUGCAACGGCAAAAUCCCUUCGGACUUUAUCGCGGAUUAUUUAGGAGUAAAACCAGUUGUGCCGGCAUAUUUGAGACCGGGACUGACCCAGGAAGAUUUACUCACUGGUGUAUCCUUUGCUUCGGGUGGUUCUGGCUACGAUCCUUUGACACCUAUCGUAGUAAGUGCAAUAUCGAUGUCAAAACAAUUGACAUACUUUCAAGAAUACAUAGAGAAAGUGAAAGGCUUUGUGGGAAAAGAGAAAGCCGAGCACAUAAUAUCCAAAGGCCUAGCCCUUGUGGUAGCGGGCAGCGACGAUCUGGCCAAUACCUACUAUGGUGAACACUUAGAGGAAUUCUUGUAUGACAUCGAUACAUAUACCUCUUUUAUGGCUAGCUCUGCUGCAAGUUUCGCUAUGCAACUAUAUGAAUCAGGAGCAAGAAAAAUAGGAUUCAUUGGUGUUUCUCCUAUCGGGUGUAUACCGAUACAGAGAACCACAAGAGGAGGACUUACUAGAAAAUGUGCUGAUGAAUUAAACUUUGCAGCUCAGCUUUUUAAUUCCAAACUCUCCACAAGUUUGAACGAAGUGGCUAAAACCAUGAAAAAUACCACAUUGGUGUACAUUGACAUCUACUCUUCUUUCAAUGAAAUGAUUCAAAACCCCAAAAAAUAUGGAUUUGAUGAGAUUGAUAGAGGAUGUUGCGGGACGGGGCUAGUCGAAUUAGGUCCGCUUUGCAACAAAUUCACAUCACUUCUUUGCAAGAAUGUCAUGAACAGACGGCUCUGGCCUUGGCCAUUGUGGCCACGACCGUAUCCACAGCCGUGGCCAAUGAAUCCACCAGCACCUGACCCAUCACCAAAGCCUUCCCCACCACCUGUCCCAUCACCAAAACCUGUCGCACCACCAGGCCCAUCUCCAUGCCCGUCACCACCACCAAAGCCUCAACCCAAGCCACCACCAGCACCUAGCCCAACUCCAUGCCCAUCACCACCACCUAAGCCUCAACCAAAGCCAGCGUCACCACCAGCAUGCCCACCAACACCACCUAAACCUCAACCAAAGCCAGCACCACCACCAGCACCUAAGCCAGCGCCAUGUCCAUCACCACCUAAGCCACCAGCCCCAACUCCAAAGCCUGUGCCACCACAUGGCCCACCUCCAAAACCUGCUCCAGCACCAACGCCUGCCCCCUCGCCAAAACCUGCCCCAUCACCACCUAAGCCAGAAAACAAAACCAUACCGGCCGUGUUUUUCUUUGGGGAUUCAGUCUUCGACACAGGAAAUAACAAUAACCGAGAAACAAAGAUAAAAAGUAAUUAUCGUCCCUAUGGUAUGGAUUUUAAAUUUGGAGUUGCUACUGGUAGAUUCAGCAAUGGAAUGGUUGCUUCCGAUUAUUUAUCCAAAUACAUGGGAGUAAAAGAAACUGUACCGGCAUAUUUAGACCCAAAAGUACAACCAAACGAUCUUCUUACGGGCGUAUCUUUUGCAUCGGGUGGUGCUGGCUACAAUCCUACGACAUCCGAAGCAGCGAAUGCAAUACCAAUGCUGGACCAAUUGACAUAUUUCCAAGACUACAUAGAGAAAGUAAAUAGGUUAAGACAAGAGAAGAGCCAAGAAAAGUUGGUAGGUUUAGAGAAGACUAAUCAGCUAAUAGCCAAAGGAGUAGCAAUUGUCGUCGCCGGAAGCAAUGAUCUUAUCAUUACAUAUUUUGGAAGUGGUGCUCAACGACUCAAAAAUGACAUCGACUCUUAUACCACUAUCAUUGCUGAUUCUGCCGCCAGUUUCGUUUUGCAAUUGUAUGGGUAUGGAGCAAGACGUAUUGGAGUGAUCGGAACACCACCACUUGGAUGUGUACCAUCACAAAGAUUAAAGAAAAAGAAAAUAUGCAAUGAAGAGCUUAAUUAUGCUUCUCAGCUUUUCAAUUCUAAGCUCCUCCUUAUUUUGGGUCAACUGUCAAAAACCCUACCAAAUUCUACAUUUGUUUAUAUGGACAUCUACACUAUCUUCAGUCAGAUGCUAGAAACUCCUGGGGCUUAUGGAUUUGAGGAGACAAAGAAACCGUGUUGCAAAACAGGAUUAUUAAGCGGAGGUGCCCUCUGCAAGAAGGCUACAUCGAAAAUCUGUCCCAAUACAUCGUCUUAUUUGUUUUGGGACGGUGUGCAUCCUACUCAAAGAGCUUAUAAAACUAUAAACAAAAAGACAUGGGCUGUUUCUGUGACUAAAAAUGUAGUUAAGCAAACAACAUUUGAGAUAGUAAUGUAAGAGUUUUCUUUUGUGUCAAACAGAAUCCCCAUUGAGUCAUGUUUGUAUUAGUGAAUGAUCAUGUUUGUGGUGUAAUGGCCAAAUAAAUUUAAUCUGUAAUU